Messenger RNA from Temnothorax curvispinosus, 1523 nucleotides. RefSeq names its product probable protein arginine N-methyltransferase 6.1. Gene Ontology annotation, molecular function: protein-arginine N-methyltransferase activity. Gene Ontology annotation, cellular component: nucleus. Bases 483 to 1523 code for a protein of 346 amino acids. The transcript is spliced from 5 exons. NCBI's taxonomy places the organism in Eukaryota, Metazoa, Arthropoda, Insecta, Hymenoptera, Formicidae. Gene Ontology annotation, biological process: peptidyl-arginine methylation. The record is from RefSeq and is a predicted model, not a curated record.
CUAAAUAUUGUUACAACUAAAUAUUACAAUAUAUAAAUAAAAACAUACAAAUAUGUCUAAUCUUAUUAAUUAGUAUCGCUGACAUCGCUGUAGUAUAUGGUGUAGAUUGCAUUGCACGUGUAUCACUUGAAAGAGAGGUUAGAAAUCUCAUGUAUGUACAGCAUAAACACAAAUAUUUCAGAUCAAUUAUAUAUCCAAAAUAUACUUUUAAAUAAAUUUCUCGUAUGUUUAUUUUUGUAUUUGUUUGUUGAGUAUAAAGUAACGAUACAAAUUUCCUAAAAAUUACUUCAAAUACGAACUAUUAAUCGACAUUCAGUGAGAUAAACGGAAAGAUUGGAUUAUACACGUGUUAUCCACGUGGUGCCUAGCUGAUCAAAGACGUCAAAGAGAGAGAUCGAAAUAUACCCAAUUCAUAUAUUUUUCAGUGAAAAUUGCCUUGAAAAAAAAUAGAUUCCAAAAAUCACACUUUCUGCAUGUGAACAAUGGAUCAAUACUUCAAAAGCUAUGAAGAACUCGACAUCCACCAAUUAAUGCUAAGCGAUAAAACACGUGUCUUAGCAUACAAAACUGCUAUUUUUAAUUCGAGAGAGAAGUUUCAGGGCAAAAUAGUAAUGGACGUUGGUGCUGGCUCAGGAAUAUUAUCAAUUUUUUGUGCCCAGGUUGGUGCAAAAAAAGUUUACGCGGUGGAAGCAAGUAUGUUAGCGAAGAGUAUCGAACAAGUGUCAAUUGAAAAUAACAUGCAGGACAAAGUUGAAGCAAUUCACAGUAAAGUGGAGGACAUUCGUCCAGACAGUUUGGAGAAGGUGGAUGUAAUUGUUUCAGAAUGGAUGGGUUUUCAUUUGGUACACGAAGGAAUGUUAGAUUCGGUGCUUUUUGCUAGGGAUAAUUUCUUACACGAGGACGGUUUGUUGUUCCCAUCCGUUGCAAAAUUAUACGCCUCGCCGUGCCAAUUACCCUCCAUGUAUGAGUUUUGGAAUAACGUGUGCGGAGUCAGUAUGAGUUGCAUUGGAAAAGAGUACAGAAAAAUGAAAUCCUUGAAGCCGGAAAUCCUGCUUCUAAAUCAAGAUGAUCUUUUGGCGGAAGGCAAAUUGCUCGCUUGGCUAGAUUUGAAGUGCGUCUCCGUGGAAGAGAUAGAUCUGCUGGGUGGAGAGGAUUAUGUGUCGGUGUGCGAAAAGGAUGGGAGAUUCCAAGGGAUGUGCAUCUGGUUUGCGGUCGAAUUUCCAGACGGGUCGGAACUGUCCACGGGACCUCGCGACGAGGCGACGCAUUGGAAGCAUACCGCGGUUGUUCUGCCCGAGGACAUGGAAGUGACGAGGAACGAACCUAUCGCCUUCAAAUUGGAAUUCAAAAGAAACGAAUCGCAUCCAAGGCGUUACAAUAUGGAACUGAGUUUGUUGGAUGUAGAGGAAGUGGAGCACGAUGUUCCAUGCAAUUGUCACAUGACGAAAUGUAUAGUGACGAAAAAGUACAUCGAUGACUUGGACGAGCGUGAAUCAUGCGCGGCAGAAAAUAAUGACUUGUAG